AUGAAACUUCAACUUGAACUAAAUCGCAAGUCUUUAGAACCUAGACGUUAUCAUAGUCAAGGUUUUGCUAAACUUAGAAAAAGCAAACAAUUAGAAGUUGGUUAUUACAAUUCUGAUACUAAAGAAGGUGCUGAAGUAAAAAAAAUAUUUCAAGCAAAUUUUUAUUUAGACUUUGCUGAUAGAACAGAUGAUCAAUACUUGAAUAUUGAUGAUAUUACUGAUCAAAUUAUAACUAAUAUUUCUAAAUCAAAGCCUAGAGAACAAGUAAUAGCUUUUUCAAGUAAUGUAAAAUACCAAACUACAAAAAGAAAAAUUAAUAUAGUUGAAGCCACAUCAUCAAAAAAACAAAAGCUUGAUAAUAAUAUCAAUAGCCAGCCUGAAUCAACAAGGUAG
This is a messenger RNA of Dentiscutata heterogama, 393 nucleotides long. The record is from the annotation of a GenBank genome assembly. NCBI's taxonomy places the organism in Eukaryota, Fungi, Glomeromycota, Glomeromycetes, Diversisporales, Gigasporaceae.